CAUUCCUCCCCUCCCCUCCCGCCUCCUCGCCUUCCCUCCUCGGAGUCCUUCCACCCGCGGCAGCUGCCGGAGGAAGCGGACGCUCUGCUGCGAGGCUGCGGGGGCUGGACCCGGGCGAGGGGCCUCAGCGCGCCUGGCGCUGAACUGAGCGCUCCCUUUCUCCGCCGCGCCCGGGCUGGGCUCUCACGCCCGUCUCUGCUCGCGCCCGCAGCUGCCUGGUGCACCAUCCUCAGAGGCGGCACCGCGGGGGGUGGCUGCAGCCUCGGCCUCCGCCCGGCCCCUCCCUCCCUCCCUCGCUCCUUCCCUGCCUCCCUCACCACGUAGGAGUUCGGAUUCUCCACCCGAAUCGUCCUGAUUUCCCUUCUCCUCUCUUUUGGAAACCGGAGAGGUGGAGGGAGGGCAACACGGCUGCAAAGGAGAGGCCCGCCAAGUCUGCCCGCCUGCAAAGUGUUGCUUUGACACAUCCUUAUUAUGGAAGUUAAGUAAAAAUAUAGACAUAUUAAAAAAUAACUCCGGACUUGGAGCUGCUACGGAGAAGGAAACCGGGGGAAAGAAAACCAGUAGGCAGGCCAAUGGUUUUUCGGCAGCGCGCUGGCAAGUUUGUGGAACACUUUCUAGGAAUUAGGUCUUUUCCUCCCCCUUCAUCAUCUUGACUUCUGAAGAAAGAACUUGGCUUUGGAUUGCAGUGGAGCCUAAGGAGAGAGGGUUAGACACACUCGAAUAAUCCCUCUGGCUGGGCUGAAUUUGUGGGAAUUUAGGAAGCCAGAGUGCUGGAAAUACAGCAGCCUUUGAAGUACCCUCUGUUAAUUUGGAUGGAUCUCAAUGUGCCCCGUUCGAGACCUCUCCACCAACCCCUUCUGAUCUUGCGAUUUGCUCUUCUUGACUUUAAUUAGUAUCUAGGAAAGUCUAAACUUUGGACCUACCUCUUUUUUUGAUACUCAUUUUUGUACUUUUGCUCUCUGGGAUUGGUUUCUUAAAGAAUCUGGAUGCUUUGUAAUAUGUCAAAAUGAGUCUGCUGAUGUUUACACAACUACUGCUCUGUGGAUUUUUAUAUGUUCGGGUUGAUGGAUCGCGUCUUCGCCAGGAGGACUUUCCCCCGCGGAUUGUGGAGCAUCCUUCCGAUGUCAUCGUCUCUAAGGGCGAGCCCACGACUCUGAACUGCAAGGCGGAGGGCCGGCCAACGCCCACCAUUGAGUGGUACAAGGAUGGGGAGCGAGUGGAGACUGACAAGGACGAUCCCCGGUCCCACAGGAUGCUUCUGCCCAGCGGAUCCUUAUUCUUCUUGCGCAUCGUGCACGGGCGCAGGAGUAAACCUGAUGAAGGAAGCUACGUUUGUGUUGCAAGGAACUAUCUUGGUGAAGCAGUGAGUCGAAAUGCGUCUCUGGAAGUGGCAUUGUUACGAGAUGACUUCCGACAAAACCCCACAGAUGUUGUAGUGGCAGCUGGAGAGCCCGCAAUCCUGGAGUGCCAGCCUCCCCGGGGACACCCAGAACCCACCAUCUACUGGAAAAAAGACAAAGUUCGAAUUGAUGACAAGGAAGAAAGAAUAAGUAUCCGUGGUGGAAAACUGAUGAUCUCCAAUACCAGGAAAAGUGAUGCAGGGAUGUAUACUUGUGUUGGUACCAAUAUGGUGGGAGAAAGGGACAGUGACCCAGCAGAGCUGACUGUCUUCGAACGACCCACAUUUCUCAGGAGGCCAAUUAACCAGGUGGUACUGGAGGAAGAAGCUGUAGAAUUUCGUUGUCAAGUCCAAGGAGAUCCUCAACCAACUGUGAGGUGGAAAAAGGAUGAUGCAGACUUGCCAAGAGGAAGGUAUGACAUCAAAGACGAUUACACACUAAGAAUUAAAAAGACCAUGAGUACAGAUGAAGGCACCUAUAUGUGUAUUGCUGAGAAUCGGGUUGGAAAAAUGGAAGCCUCUGCUACACUCACCGUCCGAGCUCGCCCUGUUGCUCCCCCACAGUUUGUGGUUCGGCCAAGAGAUCAGAUUGUUGCUCAAGGUCGAACAGUGACAUUUCCCUGUGAAACUAAAGGAAACCCACAGCCAGCUGUUUUUUGGCAGAAAGAAGGCAGCCAGAACCUACUUUUCCCAAACCAACCCCAGCAGCCCAACAGUAGAUGCUCAGUGUCACCAACUGGAGACCUCACAAUCACCAACAUUCAACGUUCCGACGCGGGUUACUACAUCUGCCAGGCUUUAACUGUGGCAGGAAGCAUUUUAGCAAAAGCUCAACUGGAGGUUACUGAUGUUUUGACAGAUAGACCUCCACCUAUAAUUCUACAAGGCCCAGCCAACCAAACACUGGCAGUGGAUGGUACAGCGUUACUGAAAUGUAAAGCCACUGGUGAUCCUCUUCCUGUAAUUAGCUGGUUAAAGGAGGGAUUUACUUUUCCGGGUAGAGAUCCAAGAGCAACAAUUCAAGAGCAAGGCACACUGCAGAUUAAGAAUUUACGGAUUUCUGAUACUGGCACUUAUACUUGUGUGGCUACAAGUUCAAGUGGAGAGACUUCCUGGAGUGCAGUACUGGAUGUGACAGAGUCUGGAGCAACAAUCAGUAAAAACUAUGAUUUAAGUGACCUGCCAGGGCCACCAUCCAAACCGCAGGUCACUGAUGUUACUAAGAACAGUGUCACCUUGUCCUGGCAGCCAGGUACCCCUGGAACCCUUCCAGCAAGUGCAUAUAUCAUUGAGGCUUUCAGCCAAUCAGUGAGCAACAGCUGGCAGACCGUGGCAAACCAUGUAAAGACCACCCUCUAUACUGUAAGAGGACUGCGGCCCAAUACAAUCUACUUAUUCAUGGUCAGAGCGAUCAACCCCCAAGGUCUCAGUGACCCAAGUCCCAUGUCAGAUCCUGUGCGCACACAAGAUAUCAGCCCACCAGCACAAGGAGUGGACCACAGGCAAGUGCAGAAAGAGCUAGGAGAUGUCCUUGUCCGUCUUCAUAAUCCAGUUGUGCUGACUCCCACCACGGUUCAGGUCACAUGGACGGUUGAUCGCCAACCCCAGUUUAUCCAAGGCUACCGAGUGAUGUAUCGUCAGACUUCAGGUCUGCAGGCGACAUCUUCGUGGCAGAAUUUGGAUGCCAAAGUCCCGACUGAACGAAGUGCUGUCUUAGUCAACCUGAAAAAGGGGGUGACUUACGAAAUUAAAGUACGGCCAUAUUUUAAUGAGUUCCAAGGAAUGGAUAGUGAAUCUAAAACGGUUCGUACUACAGAAGAAGCCCCAAGUGCCCCGCCACAGUCUGUCACUGUGCUGACAGUUGGAAGCUACAAUAGCACAAGUAUUAGUGUUUCCUGGGAUCCUCCUCCUCCAGAUCACCAGAAUGGAAUUAUCCAAGAAUACAAGAUCUGGUGUCUAGGAAAUGAAACGCGAUUCCAUAUCAACAAAACUGUGGAUGCAGCCAUUCGGUCCGUAAUAAUUGGUGGAUUAUUCCCAGGUAUUCAAUACCGGGUAGAGGUUGCAGCUAGUACCAGUGCAGGGGUUGGAGUAAAGAGUGAACCACAGCCAAUAAUAAUCGGGAGACGCAAUGAAGUUGUCAUUACUGAAAACAAUAACAGCAUAACUGAGCAAAUCACUGAUGUGGUGAAGCAACCAGCCUUUAUAGCUGGUAUUGGUGGUGCCUGCUGGGUAAUUCUGAUGGGUUUUAGCAUAUGGUUGUAUUGGCGAAGAAAGAAGAGGAAGGGACUCAGUAAUUACGCUGUUACGUUUCAAAGAGGAGAUGGAGGACUAAUGAGCAAUGGAAGCCGUCCAGGUCUUCUCAAUGCUGGUGAUCCCAGCUAUCCAUGGCUUGCUGAUUCUUGGCCAGCCACGAGCUUGCCAGUAAAUAAUAGCAACAGUGGCCCAAAUGAGAUUGGAAAUUUUGGCCGUGGAGAUGUGCUGCCACCAGUUCCAGGCCAAGGGGAUAAAACAGCAACGAUGCUCUCAGAUGGAGCCAUUUAUAGUAGCAUUGACUUCACUACCAAAACCAGUUACAACAGUUCCAGCCAAAUAACACAGGCUACCCCAUAUGCCACGACACAGAUCUUGCAUUCCAACAGCAUACAUGAACUGGCUGUCGAUCUGCCUGAUCCACAAUGGAAAAGCUCAAUUCAGCAAAAAACAGAUCUGAUGGGAUUUGGUUAUUCUCUACCUGAUCAGAACAAAGGUAACAAUGGUGGGAAAGGUGGAAAAAAGAAGAAAAAUAAAAACUCUUCUAAACCACAGAAAAACAAUGGAUCCACUUGGGCCAAUGUCCCUCUACCUCCCCCACCAGUCCAGCCCCUUCCUGGCACGGAGCUGGAACACUAUGCAGUGGAACAACAAGAAAAUGGCUAUGACAGUGAUAGCUGGUGCCCACCAUUGCCAGUACAAACUUACUUACACCAAGGUCUGGAAGAUGAACUGGAAGAAGAUGAUGAUAGGGUCCCAACACCUCCUGUUCGAGGCGUGGCUUCUUCUCCUGCUAUCUCCUUUGGACAGCAGUCCACUGCAACUCUUACUCCGUCCCCACGGGAAGAGAUGCAACCCAUGCUGCAGGCUCACCUGGAUGAGUUGACAAGAGCCUAUCAGUUUGAUAUAGCAAAACAAACAUGGCACAUUCAAAGCAAUAAUCAACCUCCACAGCCUCCAGUUCCACCGUUAGGUUAUGUGUCUGGAGCCUUGAUUUCUGAUUUGGAAACGGAUGUUGCAGAUGAUGAUGCUGACGACGAAGAGGAAGCUUUAGAAAUCCCCAGGCCCCUGAGAGCACUGGACCAGACUCCUGGAUCCAGCAUGGACAAUCUAGACAGCUCUGUGGCAGGAAAAGCCUUUACCUCCUCUCAAAGACCUCGACCUACCAGCCCAUUUUCUACUGACAGUAACACCAGUGCAGCCCUGAGUCAAAGUCAGAGGCCUCGGCCCACUAAAAAACACAAGGGAGGGCGGAUGGACCAACAACCAGCAUUGCCUCAUCGAAGGGAAGGAAUGACAGAUGAUCUUCCACCACCACCAGAUCCCCCGCCAGGUCAGGGUUUAAGGCAGCAAAUAGGCCCGAGCCAGCAGGCUGGUAACGUGGAAAACUCAGCAGAGAGAAAAGGAAGCUCUCUAGAGAGACAACAUGCAUCCAGCUUAGAAGACACAAAGAGCUCAUUGGAUUGUCCAGCUAGAACCUCCCUAGAGUGGCAGCGACAAACCCAGGAAUGGAUAAGCUCCACAGAACGACAAGAAGAUAUACGGAAAGCCCCACACAAACAAGGUGUCGGAUCAGAGGAGGCCUUGGUGCCCUAUAGCAAGCCCAGUUUCCCAUCUCCAGGUGGCCACAGCUCAUCAGGAACAGCUUCUUCUAAGGGAUCCACUGGACCUAGGAAAACCGAGGUGUUGAGAGCAGGCCACCAGCGCAAUGCCAGCGACCUUCUUGACAUAGGAUAUAUGGGCUCCAACAGUCAAGGACAGUUUACAGGUGAAUUAUAGUAAAUGAGAGGAGACAUACAAAGCUGCUCUGAAGGACCAUCAGGUCCGGACUCAUGGAAGUGAUGACUCUAAACAGUGCAAUGAACAAUUUAUUUAUGUACUAUUAAAAGAACUGUAAAUGCAAUGUAAAGACACACAGCCACACAUAUCCCACAGAUAUUUUCAUUGUGUUCUUCUCCUAAGUACACCACCCACCUUAACUCUUUCUUGUCAGGAGUAUAUAAAAAAGAAAGAAAACAAAACUCACCCUACAGGAAGAAAAGGAUUCUCCUCUGUAUAUAAUUUCUUUUGUGCAUUGCUAUGCAAGCUCACUCUUUUUAGCUCUGCUCAUAUUAUUGUCUGUUCUUAUUGGUCUGUUGUACUAUAUGUGAAUUAAUAGGCUGUGGUGCCAUAUAUUAACUUUUAAUUGUGUAACUUUUAUGUUUAAAUUUUGCACUGCAAUUUUAUUUGGUGAUAAGCACAAAUCUCUACUCCUCAUGACAUGAAGAAAAAGACUGAAUGUGAAGGGAGUUUCUGUACUGUAAGCUAGAUUGGAUAAUGAUGGCUGUAACAAAUCAUGUUAGAUGGUUUUCAGUUGGGGUGUAGAAAUAGGAAGAUGCAAAGGAACAAUGGUGUUGGCAAAGUCUUCUUUGAAUAUCAGGGACUGAGUCAAUAAAAAAAAUAGUAGAAAGGUGGCUUUUACUAUUGACAAAAGCAGGGGUCAAAAAAAGUAGUUUAAGUCUUAAGACUGAAUAUGCAUUAAAGUAUGCAGGUAGCAAAGAUGUAAUAAAUUUGCUUAAAAAAAGAAAUAAAAGUUUUAUUUAGAAUCAAUUUUACCUGUCAUUGUAAUUGACCCAUCUGAGAAUUACAAUAAGCAAGAGGAAAUUAAGGUGUUUUGCAAGAGCUGUAUUUAUAUUACAGUUUUUUAAAAACAUUUUCUGAAUUAUCAUAAUUAAGCUCUCCAACUCGUUAAGUCAGAAUAUAAUAUGAAGUUCCCCAAGAAAACGAACAAAAUGAACUCUAGAAUAUCUAGCAAAUAGUUAAAGAAGCAAUUUAUUAUUAGGGCAUACUCGGGCUGUUUCCAAAUAUAAACUCUAUUGCAAUAUCUUAUUUCAUCUUUCUAAUACAUGUACAGUGCACACUAGAGGAUAGAGCUGCAUCACUUAAAUUCAUGACUUAAAAAAUAAUACAGUUUAUAUACAAUUUGUUUUUGAUUAAGAAGUGAAGUUUAUGCCACCCAAUGUAUAGCCAAAUUGUACGUGCUUAAAAAGCAGUGCCGAGAGUAUGUUCAGUUCGCAGUAAGUAGAUUUAUUGGAAUAAAUAUUCUAUGGUACAUUCUCAGAAAUUGGCUUCCAACUAAAAUACGUUUGACCCAUUUUGAAUAAGGAAAUUGAAAAGAAAAAUUUAAAAGGAGAAAAAAAUGCAUGUUUAUAAACUUUUUAAAUAAAACCAGACCUUGUAAGUGGACAUUAAUAAUUGUCCUGCCUCAUUUGUUUUCACGACUUUGACAACAAGAAGUUCCUGAACAUUAGUCAUGUAUGCUCAGAAUAAAUGUGACUUUGAAAUAUAUGUUAGCUACUGUACAUGUAUAGUCAGUCAAGUAGAAGAGGACCUUCCUGAAAUUCCCACUUGUGACAUUUUCCCAUGGGUUUCCUACACAAUCUUAAAUUUUAUUUCUGUCUAUACUUUCUCAGAUUUUUCCUAUGAUAAGUUCAGUUGUUGGUACUCUUCUAAAAAUGUUCAACGUGAUUAGGAUCAGUUCUAAAAUAUGGGACCCCUGUGAGUGACAAUUCGCACUCCAUGCAUUAUUGGCUCAGUAGCCAAUUUAUGUCAUGUCAUUAUAACAAGGAGAUGACAUAAUUAAACAUUUCCAUCCUUUCUAUUCCCUGAGACUGCAUCAGCACAGGCAAGUAUAGAAUGUAAUGUUCUUCAUGGGCCCCACCAGCUUUUUGGUGCCAUGUAAUUUAUUUCUUCGCUGAAGAGAAAAAGAAUUCUGAGACACAGUUAUUAAACCCUUUAUCAACUUUCUACCAUCAGUGCCUGAAUUCUAAUGCAGUGUGAUUUCUCUGGGACAAAGAGACUGAGGAAGAUGAAAAGUUUCUUCAAACAGUGAAUACAUACUUAUUCACAACUCUAGGAUGUGAGGACUUUAAAUAUCUCUUUAUGAAGUUCCCUACCUAACCUCUUUCUAUUUAAAGGCAAACAAAUUUCGAAGAGGUUUUGUGUUCCCUCUUUAUGUUUCUCUAUGACCCAGUUUAGUCUAAAACCUUAGUUCAUUACAUAUACAACACAUAGCCUUUGAUCCCUGGUAAGUGGCAGGUGUUGGUGAUUAAUAAACCAAGGCUUCAAAGUGAAGUAUGUGUGUGCAGAUGACUUUUGGAAUAACGUGGGCAUAGCAUCAUACCUUCCUGAUUGUCUUCAGCAUAUAAAAAUUAACUGUUGUAGUUAAAAUUAUGUCAGUGCAGAGCUUGUGGUUACUUGGAAUGUUCUUUCAGAAUAGUCCAUGUUGCCUAUUAAACCUAGUUUUAAACACAUUGGGCAGUCAAUGUAUGCACCCAAAAUAUCACCCUCAGGUAGAUUGAGGGCAAGAUAAAAUGCUGUAGCUAUACAAAGGAAUUCAGAAACAUUAUUGGAAAGCAAAGCCUUUGUCAGCUUGCUACUGACAAAGUAGUAAAAAGCUACUAAUCAGUGUGAGUCAGAUGUCAACAGAAAAAUACAAAUACCUAUGAGAGCCACAGCGGUUUUUCAUUUCAUAGCCGAUUCAAUGAAUGUGAUUAGAAAUUCACUGAGCUCACCCUUGCAGGUUUAAACGGAGGCCUGCAUAAGGACUGCAAGAGGAAAUCUGGGUGGGAGAGAAUGUAAUCUGAUCUUGCACUCAUAGGCAAUGCUGCAAUGCAAUCAUGUCCAAUACAAGCACAGCUUCAUUCAUAACAGGAAACGUCUUCUUUGGGAAAAUAGCUCUAUUGGUGCCCAAACUCAGGUAUGCCAGUGUAUGCAGGUGGAGUUGCCCUACCCCUCUUCCAAACAUGUCCUGUGAGAUUUUUAAAAUAAGAUGGGAUAGUACAGGGGCAUGAAAAGAAUUGAUUCCUUCACAGGAUUUUAAUCCAGUUCAAGGGAGAAUGUAGAAAAUUCAAAACCAACAUAUAAGGUAUCACACAACCAAGAAAAGUAAAACCAUUGCAAGUUUACUUGCGUUGAGUACAAAACAGAUUUAAUGGUGUUCUAUGUCAUAGUUUAAUGCUCUGGGUAUUUAGAUAUGUUUUCAACAGGAUUUGAGUUGAAAGUUUGUAAUGUGCUUUGAUGGAACACUUCCCAAUUUCUAUUCAAUAAAUUUAUGUAAUUGUCCACUGACAAUAUAAUGAUAACAGUACCAUUGAACUCUAAACUGUGGUUUAUCUUCACCACUGGGAAGCAACUGUGCAUCAGUAUUAAAGAUAUGCAGAAACAUAA
Gorilla gorilla gorilla (western lowland gorilla) is the source of this 8857-nucleotide messenger RNA. It is a transcript of the gene ROBO2, whose product is annotated as roundabout guidance receptor 2. The transcript has 28 exons. Gene Ontology annotation, molecular function: protein binding. The record is from RefSeq and is a predicted model, not a curated record. Bases 1007 to 5428 code for a protein of 1473 amino acids. Lineage: Eukaryota; Metazoa; Chordata; Mammalia; Primates; Hominidae.